Molecule: messenger RNA, 1173 nt
Organism: Musa acuminata AAA Group (dessert banana)
Lineage: Eukaryota; Viridiplantae; Streptophyta; Magnoliopsida; Zingiberales; Musaceae
Product: probable CCR4-associated factor 1 homolog 7
Exons: 1
Coding region: 256-1083 (275 amino acids)
Cellular component (GO): CCR4-NOT core complex; CCR4-NOT complex; P-body
Molecular function (GO): poly(A)-specific ribonuclease activity; nucleic acid binding
Source: RefSeq, a predicted model, not a curated record
CUUUCCUUUUCUUUCUCCUCCUCUUCCCUUCGUUGCCUCCUCCUCCGCCAUCUCCAUGAUCGGACCUCUUUGAGGGCCGGCUGAUGCCGCGUCCUUAGUCACCACCGCCCGCGCUUUCCCCGCCCCUCCCCUUUGAUCCCACGAAUACGAUCCCUUCUUCGUCCUCUGAUCCGAUCCCUCAAACCCUAAAUCCCCUCUCCGCGUCCUAUCUAGAUCGAUCUAUUGGGGUUCUUAAUCUUGAUUGAUGUUGGUGCGAUGUCGUCGAUCCUUCCCAAGAGCGAGACUGUCGAGAUUCGCGAGGUGUGGAGCGACAACCUGGAGGCGGAGUUUGCCCUGAUCCGCGAGAUCGUGGAUGAUUUCCCCUACGUCGCCAUGGACACGGAGUUCCCCGGCAUCGUGUGCCGACCCUUGGGAUGCUUCCGGACCAGUUCCGACUUUAACUAUGCCACCCUCAAGGCCAACGUCGACAUGCUUAAGCUGAUCCAGCUCGGCCUCACCUUCUCCGACGAGCUCGGCAACCUCCCCACCUGCGGCACCGACCGCGGCUGCGUAUGGCAAUUCAACUUCCGCGAAUUCGACAUGCAGUUGGACGUCUUCGCGACAGACUCCAUCGAGCUCCUCCGCCAGAGCGGCAUCGACUUCAAGAAGAACAACGACAAAGGGAUCGACGCCCACCGCUUCGGCGAGCUCCUCAUGUCGUCGGGUAUCGUGCUCAAUGACUCCAUCUACUGGGUCACCUUCCACAGCGGGUAUGACUUCGGCUACCUUCUUAAGGUGCUCACUUGCCAGAACCUCCCCGACACCCAGGCCGGCUUCUUCAAUCUCAUCAGGAUAUACUUCCCGACCGUGUACGACAUCAAGCAUCUCAUGAAGUUCUGCAACAGCCUCCAUGGGGGGCUCAACAAGCUCGCCGAGCUGCUUGAUGUUGAGAGGGUCGGGAUCUGCCACCAGGCUGGUUCCGACAGCCUGCUCACGUCGUGUGCUUUCAGGAAGUUGAAAGAAUCUUUCUUUAGUGGCUCUACUGAGAGAUAUGCAGGCGUGUUAUAUGGGCUGAGUGUUGAGAAUGGACAGACUGCUCAUUGAGCCAAGAAAAAGCAAGGAAAAUAAAAAGUGAAUUAUUAAAAAGGCUCCUCUGCUGGCAUACAGAAGCCUUGAUCUCUCAUAAUUACCUUA